Manis javanica (Malayan pangolin) is the source of this 1581-nucleotide messenger RNA. RefSeq names its product olfactory receptor 5BS1-like. Gene Ontology annotation, cellular component: membrane. Gene Ontology annotation, biological process: G protein-coupled receptor signaling pathway. The record is from RefSeq and is a predicted model, not a curated record. Gene Ontology annotation, molecular function: olfactory receptor activity; G protein-coupled receptor activity. NCBI's taxonomy places the organism in Eukaryota, Metazoa, Chordata, Mammalia, Pholidota, Manidae.
AUGUUGACAAGUGGAUGGACACUGAAUGUGCACGAGUGUGAGGCCGUGGGGCUUCUGAGGGCUGCAGUCACAGGGCGGGUCCCCCUUCUAGCAGUUCGUUCCUCCAGGGACCCCACCCGGCUCUCACAGGAGGACGGGGAAGAAGCCAAGGAAAGCCCUACCCUGGUGCCAGCUGGGACUGGGGAGCAGCCGCUGCCAAACCCUCCGGGGCCCAGUCCCCUCUCCCUGCAGAACAAAAGGCUCCCGCUUAAGCAGGGGACUCACCAAAGCCAGCCAGAGGGGAUGGGAGCUGUCCCCAUGCAGCCGGUCUGGAGCCGAGAUCAAGUCCCUCUGUCCUUUGUUAUUUGGGAGGCAGAGUCAAGAAGGCCUCCCCUUGGACAGAAAGAUUGUAGGGAUGGUUCCUUGCUCAGAAGUCCCACCUCGGCAUCUUCUACUGGAAGGACAGAGCUGAGGGGAGCCCACACAGCCCUGGCCACACCUGUGGCUGUUGCUCCAGUGCUGGAAAGGAUGCCGCUCAGGAAGUGUCCUGGGUCAGCCAGGAAGCUUUACCCACGCUGCCUCACGCCCAGGCCUGCUCUGACACUCAUCAGCCAUUUGAGCAUUCCCUUCUGCUCCUGUCCCUCUGAGAGGGAACCUGACAGCUCCAUGGAACUUGGCAACGUGACCACCGUCCCCACGUUUGUUCUCCAAGGACUGUCCGACAACCCUCAGGUCCAGGCUGGGCUCUCCGUGCUCUUCCUGGCGGUUUACCUCCUGACCCUCACGGGGAACCUGACGCUGCUGCUGGUGAUCAGGGCUGAUUCCCACCUCCACACGCCCAUGUACUUCUUCCUGAGUCACCUCUCCUUCCUGGAUGCUUUCUAUUCCUCAGUCAUUGUACCUAAGCUGCUGCAGAACCUUCUGUUCAAGUGGAAGACUAUAUCCUUCAUCGAGUGUUUCAUGCAGAUCUCCCUGGUCUUGUUUUCUGGGGCCACUGAAGCUUGCCUCCUUUCAGUCAUGGCCUACGACCGGUUCCAGGCUGUGUGUCACCCGCUGCUAUAUGUGGUGGCUAUGAACAGAAAGGUAUGUACUGGCCUGGUGGGAGCAUCCUGGGCCAUAGGAAUGGGGACCAGUCUGGUGAACACCAUCCUCCUGGCUCAGCAGCACUUCUGUGGCCCGAACCUCAUCCGUAGUUUCGCCUGUGAGCUUCCCCCUGUGCUCGUGUUGGCCUGUUCAGACACCUCCAUCAGUGUUGCCUCCAUCCUGACCACCAUGGCAGUCCUGGGCCUUGGCACCCUUGUCCUGUUGCUGGGUUCCUACACCCGCAUCAUCAUGACAGCUCUGGGCACCAACUCUGCCGUGGGCUGGAGCAAGAUCUUCUCCACCUGCUCUUCUCAUUUUCUUGUGGUCGCCAUCUUUUACGGUUCAGGAGUUUUCAGGUACAUGACUCCUGCAUCAGGCUCCGUCCUGGAGCAAGUGCUCUCCGUGCAGUACAGUGUGGUGACCCCACUGCUAAACCCCCUCAUCUACAGUCUGAAGAACCGGGAGGUGAAGGCGGCUCUGAGGAAGAUGCUGGCCAGGAGGCCCAGGCUUCCCUUCUAG